AUGAUGGAUAGAGGAAGAACAAAUUAUAGAAGAAAUAAUGACGUUAAUAUAUACAGAGAUGGAAAUAUAAAAAAUGAAAGUCCAGAUGAUCAUCAAUUUUGGGCUAAUAUUGAAAGUCAAUAUUUUUCAAAUUUUGAUAAAAGAUUAAUUUCUGCUUUUGAAGAUCAUAUAAGAUGCACAGAUUACAUAUGCAAUAAAAUAAAGAAGAAGAAAAUAAAUAAGAAAUUAUUUCAGAACAUAAAUUGUUACAAAAGUUCAGUGAAAAUAAAAUUAAAUCAAAAUGAGAAAAAUAUUUCAAAUAUUUCUGAUUAUUUUUCUCAAAAUAAAAAUUUAAUUUUUAGAAAUAUAGAAGAUAGUAAAAAUGAAAUUAGUAAAUUUUUUCAACGAGAUAUAAAAAACGAAAGAAUAAAAAAAGAACAAAUAAUAGAUGAUAUUAAUAGUUAUAAUACAAAUGAAUUACAAAAAAACAUAAAAAAUGAUAAACCAAUAAUAUUUGAUGAAAAAAAAAGUAUAAUUGAAUUUAUGCCUAUGGCAAAAAACGAAUUAUUAUUGAAUACCUUACAUCACAUAAACUUAAGAAAUCAACAAAAAAAUUAUAAAUUUAGCAUGAACAAGGAUUCUAAUUUUUUUGGUAUUAAUAAUAAUGAAAAUUUUUUAUUAAAAAACAGAUAUGUCAAUAGUAAUAUAUUUGAAAAUUCUGAAAAUUUUAAAGAUAGUAACUUUAAUAACAUGGAAUAUUUUGAUUAUUUAAAUAACACCAACAAUUUUAAAAAUAAUUUUAUGAAUAUAUGUGACAUUAAUAAUUCAGAUAAUAUUAAUAAUAUAAAGUAUUAUAAUUUUUUCAAUGAUAAUUUAAAUGAUAACACAUUUAUGAGUUACAAUGUAUUAAAUGAUAGUUAUAAAAAUUUCGAUAAUAAUUCACCUAAACUUAAAAGUAUAGAUAAUGCUCAUUCAAACAUUGACACUACAAAUAAUGUAGAUACUAAUAAAGAACAAAAAAAUAACAAAAUAUGUAGCAGUGAAUUUAAUGAAUCAAAUAAUACUGAAAAUAAACUUGGAGGUGAUUCAAAUAAUAAUGCAAAUGAAUUAAACAGUAAUAAAAAUAAAAUAAGCAGUAAUAUCACUGAUGUAAAUAAUGAUAUAAAUAUUUUUAAUGAUAAUCCAAAUUUGUUUAGUUAUAAUGUGAGCAAUUUAAAGAAUGAUUCAAAUAUUUUUAAUAAUGAAUCAAAUAUUAUAAGUAAACCAAAUAAAGAAGUAAAUUCAAUAAACGUUGAUAAUGCAAAUAUUAUGAAUAGUGAAAUAGAAGAGAAUAUUAAAAAUCAAUUUAGCUGUAAUUUAAAUAACCUGUAUGGUGCAAAUAAUAAUUAUGAAGGUAUGAAUAAUGAUGUUAAUAGUUUUAAUAGUACUUACAACCUUUUUAAUAAUUGCUAUAAUAAUUCUUUCAACAAAGUUCAUAUAAGCAAUAAUUAUAUAACUGUGAAAAAUGACCUUGAUAAUAAGUUGAAUGAUGAUAUAAAUGUAAAUGUAAAUUCAAUGAAUGAUUUAAAUAAUUUGUAUUCUAAUAAAAUGGUUAAUCUUGAUCAGUAUAAUAGUACAAAUAAAAUUAAUAAUAUUUAUAAAAGUUCUAAUUUAUGUGAUAAGAAUAUGAUUAAUAUGGAAAAUUAUUAUACUAAUGACUUCAGUUAUAAUAAUAACGUUUUCUUAGAUAAAAAUGCAUGUGAUAAAUAUUCCCAAAAAUAUUUCAUGCAUAAUCCAAUAAGUCUGAAUAGUGCAUGUAAUGAUUAUAAAAAUGGUUUAUUUGAUAAGCAGCUAACAACACACAAUUAUAUAUAUAAUAGAAAAAGUUAUCCAAAUUUCAAUGAAGUACAUAGUUAUGAAAAUAUAUUAGAUGAUAAUGAUUGUAUAUUAAAAAAUGACAAGAUUAAUAUGAAAAGAAAUAAUGACAUAAAAAUUAAAAAAAAUAAUACAAAUGAUGAAAAUAUAAAAUACCAUAUAGAUAAAUACAAAAAGUUAAAUAAAAAUUCUAAGCAAGAUAAUAACUUUUUUAAUCCAUUUUUGAAUAAAAAAUACGAUGGUGUUGGUAAACUUCCCUAUAUACAAAAUAAACCAAUACCUAAUGGUUUACAUAUUUCAAUAUAUAUUCCCAAAACUUAUAAUUUUAAAAAAAAAAAUGAAGAAAAAAAAAAAAAAUCAUGCAAUUCAGAAGAUAUAUAUGAAAAAGAAAAAUUAGCCAGAUUAUUAACGGAGAUAACUUUUGGUGAUAAAAAAAAUAUUUUAAAUUCUAAAAUGUCCAUAGAAGAAAAGGAAAAAUGCUAUAAUUCUAUUUUGGAUGAACUGAAGAAUUACAAUUCAUUACCAAUAAUACUAGGAAAUAUUUUGCCUUAUUGGGAUAAACAAAAAAACAAAAGUCAUUUAUAUAAAAUAAAAAAUCUAAAUAAAAAUAAUGAAAAGUCAAAAUAUAUUCAUAUAAAAAAUUUAAAUAAGAAAUUGGCAUGCAAAAAUUCAAAAGAGGGUAAAAAGCAUUUAAUGAACGAUAAAAUAGAUAAUGGGAAAUUAAAAAAAAAGAAAAGAGAAAUAAUUGAAAGUGAAGAAACUAUAAAGAAUAAAAAAGAUAAUACUCACUUAAACCGAUGUCUCGAUAAAUUAAAUUUGGAAAAACAUAACAUUAAUAAUAACAGUGAUAAUUUAGAACUAUACAACAAGAAAUCAGAAGAAGUAAAUGAAGAUAAAGAGGAUAUAGUUGCAAGUAAAGUGGAAACAAAAGAAUUAAAAAAAGAAAGUGAAAAAAUUGAUUAUACUAAUGUAGAGAAUAUAAAUGAAUAUGAAGAAAAACCAACAAAAAUAUUCAAUAAUAUUAUGAUAAACGAUAUAACAGAGGAAAAUUCAAAAAAAGAAUUAACAAAGGAAAGUUUUUGUGAUAAUACAUCGAAUGAAAAAUAUAUUAAUGAAGAAAAAAAAAGUUAUGAUAUUAAUAAAUGUGAAAGUAACCAUAAGUCCAUAACAAAUGUGGAACCUCAUAUAAAAAAUGAUACAAAAGAUUUUUAUAGUAAUAAAGAAGAUGAUAUAAAAGAAGAAGAAGUUACAAAUAAUAAUAAAAUUAUUUUAAUUAAUGAAUAUAAGAAUAAUGAUAUGAAAAGAGAACAAAAUAUUACUACGGAAAAUAAAAAAGAAUCAUUAAACAACAAAAAAUCGAUUUUAAAAAAAAAAAGUACAUUUUAUAAAUUUCAUUAUUUAAAACAUUUUAAAUUUACAGUUCCUAGCAAUGCAAUUGUUCCUUUUAAUAGUUCUAUUUUUUCUUUGCAAAAAAAUCAAUAUAAGUCUAAUGUUUAUUUUGAAUACGUGCUGACUAAUAUAAAUUUAGACAAAUAUAGAAGAGAUAUUUUGAAUGUAAAUUAUAAUAAUAGCAAUUCUAUUACAAGAAAGAAUCAUUUAUAUUGUAUAAAUUUUAAUAAAAAUAAAAACUGCAAAAGGAAAAUUAUAAAAAGAAAUACAAAAAUAUCCAAACUAAUGAAAUCACUCUCAUUAAAUAAUCAAAUGAAUUUGAGUAAUAAUAAAGAUAUUAAUAGUUGUAAUAAUGAAAUGGAAAAAAAUAUUUUGGGAAACAAUAUACUAGAAGGAUUAAAUGAAGAUAGUAUAAAGAAUACUAAUAGAAAUAUUAAUGUAUAUGAAGAAAACAUGAUUUCAGACGAUGAAAAUAAAAAUAAGGAGAAUAAAAAUAAAGUAAAUAAUGAUAUUUUAAAGGAUGUGCUAUGUUUAAAUAAUACAGAAAACAUAUAUAAAACAAAUAUAAAAAAUUUAAGAAAUAUAAAAAGCAUUAAUAAAGAAAUAUGCGUUUUAUUUUCCCGUUAUGUAUAUAAUAUAAAGGAGCAAAAAAAAAUUAUAAAAAAAUUAUUAGAUAAUAUAAAAAACGAAAAAAAAAAACCAUAUAAAUAUUGGUAUUCUAUAGAGGAUAAAAUGAUUAAUUUUUAUAUUAAUGAAUAUCUAAAAAAUAAAUUAAACACAAAACAUACAUAUACAUUAUCGAAGCAAAUUGUAGAUUUAUUGAAGUUAAGAAUUAUAGUUAAUAAUAGCUUUCAAUUACCAAAUAGUUGGACAGAAAAAGCUUUAUGUAACAUUUGUAGUCUUGGAGAAGAUUGGGAAGAAAAUCCUAUAAUAUUUUGUGACUGUUGUUAUACUCCAAUGCACUUUUUUUGUACUGGAUUUAAAAAUAUUAAGAAUUAUAAUUUGGUUAAAAAAAAUUCAAAGAAGGAAGAUAAAAGUGAAUCAGAAACGACAAACAAAAAUUGUGAAAAGGUUAAUCAUAUUUCAAAAAAUAAAAAUAUAAAUAUUAUUGAAUCUUUAUUAUCAGAUAACUUCAUUAAUGUAAAUUCAUUUAAUAACAGUUUUAAUACAACUACAAAUUCUGUGAAAGAUACUAAUACUUCACUUAAUAAUAUCGAAUCUUUAAAAAAAAGUAAUAUAAAUGAAAAUACUCAUCAGCAAUUUGAAUAUAAUAAUAUAAAUGUAUUAUUAAGUAACAGUAAUAAUGAAAAAGAAAAUAACAGUAAUAAUAAUAUGUCAUCAUGCAAAAAGGAAUCUAGUCAAGAUGUAAAAAAUACAAAGGAAGUAAAUCACCUUAGUUUAAAUGAAACUAAUAGUAAUAUAGAAAAAGAAGAUUUCAAAUAUUCAAAAAAUGAAACAAAUUAUAAAAGCAUAAAUAAUAACAAAGGAGAAAAAAAUACAAAUGUGUUAAAUAAUGUAAAUAAAAAUAAUUUAAAUAACAAUAUGGAUAAAAUAAAAAUUCAGAAUAAAGAAAAUAGUGAAAAUGGAAAAAAUUCGGAAGAAGAACAAUGGAUAUGUCCAUUAUGUUCUUACCUAAGAAAUCAGAUUUUAUUUAUUGAAGAUUCUAGUGCUUUUAAAAUUAUUAGACUAUUAAGUGGACCUAGAAAAAAAAAAGAUAUUGAUUUUUUAGUUAAGUCAUGUAAUGAAUUUCCAUGUGAUAAUUUACUAAAUGAUAUUAAAAAUGAAUUAUUGUCAUAUAACCCUCCAGAAGAGAUAAUUGUAAAUAAUAUUUCUAAAUGUAAUUAUAAAUAUAAAUCUAUUUUAUUAUUAUUCGAUAUUGAUAAAGAUGUUAAUCAUUACAAGGAAACCUAUAACUUAGAUAUAAAAGAUGCACAUGAUUUUUUUGAAAAUGUUGUUCUUAAGAAUACUGAUAAAUAUAAAUAUAAGGAUUUUUUUAAUUCUAUUGUAAUUAAUAAAAUAGAUGAUGAAAAUAAAGAAAAUAAAUUUUUAAACGAAAAUUUUAAAUUAUUUCGUCAAGAAUCAUAUUGUGUUAACGAAAUUUCUGAAGAAAGUGAAGACAAUGAAGAAAAGGUAGAAGAUAAAAAGAGAGAAGGAGAAGAAAAAUAUAAUAAAAGAAAAAGAGAUAAAAAAAUAUUUCAAAGUAGAGCCUCGAAAAAAGAAGAAAAAAAAAAAAAAAAGUUAAAAAAAAAACUAUUUCAUAGUAUAAUGAAGGAUAAUAAUAAUAAUGUAGUAGUAAGAAAAAGGGGGAGACCAUUAGGAAGUACUAAGUUUAAUAAAAACAGAUUACUUAGCAUGACGAAUAAAAAUAAUUCAAAAAAUGAUAAUAUAAAUAAUAAUAAUAAUAAUAAUAAUAAUAAUAAUAAUAAUAAUAAUAAUAAUAAUAAUAAUAAUAAUAAUAAUAAUAAUAAUAAUAAUAAUAAUAAUAAUAGUAAUAAUAAUAAUAAUAAUAAUAAUAAUAAUAAUAAUAAUGUUAAUGAUAACAAUAAUAAUAAUAAUAAUAAUUAUAAUGUUAAUGAUAACAAUAAUAAUAAUAAUGUUAAUAAUAAUAAUUGUAAUGUUAAUGAUAACAAUAAUAAUAAUAAUGUUAAUAAUAAUAACUAUAAUAAUGUAAAUAAUAAUGAUAAUAAUGAUAAUACGAAUAAUAAUGAUAAUAAUGAUAAUACGAAUAAUAAUGAUAAUAAUGUUAAUACGAAUAAUAAUGAUAAUAAUGAAAAUAGUAAUAAUAAUGAUAAUAAUGAAAAUAGUAAUAAUAAUAAUAAUAACAAUAAUAACAAUAUUAAUGAUACUAAUGAUAAUAAUAAUAUUAAUAAUACUAAUGAUAAUAAUAAUAAUAAUAAUAGUAUUAAUGAUAUCAUCAGUAUUAAUGAUAACAACAGUAUUAAUGAUAAUAACAAUAUUAAUUUUAAUAAUAAUGAUAAUAACAAUAUUAAUUUUAAUAAUAAUAAUAAUAAUUAUAGUAUUAAUGAUAAUAAAACUAUUAAUUAUAAAAAUAAUAUAACAUCAAAUGAUAUUUUAGAGCCUAAUAAGCUAGAUGAAAAAAAUGUAAAGAAUCUUGAAAAGAACAAAAUAAUAGAAAAUAAUUUGAUUGAACCAAAUAAUGAAGAAUACAAUUUAAUUAAUUAUAAUUUUCCAUCAAACGAUAAUGGAUUAAAAAAAAAUAUAUUAUAUCUAAAAUAUAAUUUUAACAAAAAUUUUUCUUUCAUUUUUAAAAUUCCAACAUGUUGCAUUUGUGAAUUUGAUGCUUUUUAUUUAGGAGGAGGACCAAUUAAAAGAACUAACAAAAAAAAUGAGUGGUGUCAUAUACGAUGUGCCUUAAUUAGUAAUUGCAUAAUAAGUGAUAAAAUCGAAAUAAGCAAUAAAGAAGAAAAAACAAAAUAUAAAUGUUCUUUAUGCUUAAGAACAAAUAAUACAGGAAUAAUAAAAUGUAAUAUUUCAGACUGUUACAAAUAUUAUCAUAUUUCUUGUGCUACCUCAUCAAAUAAAUAUUUAAUUGAGUAUAAUGAAUUUAAUAAAUUAGUUUUAUUUUGUUCUAAUCAUUCUCAAAAAAAAGCGCCAACAGAGAUAUUAAGAAAAUAUCAAAUUCUUCGUGAAAAAGAAUAUAAUAAAAAUAAAUUAGAAGACAAACUAAAUAUUGCAAAAAUUUUUGAUGCAUAUAUAUUACAAUCUUAUUUAAAAAUAAGUGACUUAAAAUUAUUCAAUUUGCUCUCAUUAUCAUCCUUAUCUAUAUUUGAAAAUUUCAUCUAUUUUAAUUAUAAUAAAUUUAAUGAAAAUAUAAAAAGUAAUUUUGGUAUUAUUAAUGAUUUUAAUGAAUUAUGUCUAAAAUAUGAUCAUAAUUUUUCAAAAGAAGGAAAUGAAUCUUUUAAUAAUGCAUUAGAAAUUUGUGAAAUGGAUGAAAUUAAAAAGGAUAAUAUGAUUGGAGAUAUUAAAAAUAAUAAUGUAGAAAAAAAAAAAGAGGAAGAAAGUAAUAUAAAUUUUAACAUUGAAAAUAAAAUUAUAAAUGAAGACAUAAAAAAUACUAAUGAUGAUCAAAUUAAAACUACUAAUAAAAGAAAAUUUGAUGAUGAAGAAGGUAAAAUCUUCUUAGAAUUAGAAGAAAAAAACAAAGAAAAAAAUAUACCAAUUGAUAUAUUUGAUAUAGACAGUAUAAAUAAAAUAAGUAAUAUAAAAUGUAACAAUAUAAUAAGUAUUAGUAAUUUUAAAAAUAUUUAUAAUGAAAACCUAUUAGAUGAAGAUUCACUACUGAAGUUGUUAACUUAUGAUUUCUUAAAUAUGCAAAAAGACAUACAAGAAUUUAACAGUAGUAUUUUAAGUGAUAAAUACAAAAAACUAAAGAAUUUUGAAAAUAUUUUACUGUUAUACCCUUAUUUUAAUGAUUAUCAAUUAAGAAAAUUAUCAGAGCUCAUAUUGGAGAAGUAUCCAUCGAAUAUAUCUAGUAUUGAUAAUGACGAUACCUUUUUUAUGUUUUUUAAUAAAUUUCUCUCACUUUUAAACAAUAAAAAUCUAAUGUUUUGUAGUGUAUGUUUAUCGAAGGCAACAUAUUGUGAAACAAAUAAAGAAGAAAAAAAAAAAAACAAUCAAGAUAGUUUAAUCCCAUUAGAAAAUACAGAUACAAAUAUUCAAACCAGUAAAUUAAGAAAAAUAUGUUACUCAUCAAAUAAAAAAGAUAAUUUUGAAAUAAAAAAAGAAAGGAGACUAGGAUCAUUAAGUGUUCUAAAAAAAUGUUCUGUGUGUAAUGUAUACAUAUGCUACUUUUGCUGUCAUAGAAUGAAUAUAGAUAUAGUAAAAAACUAUUUAAAUGAUGACAUAGAGGAUACAUUAAAUAAUGAUUAUGAACGUGGUAAAUUAAAUAAUUUCAUAUAUAAUAAUAAGGUUGGAAGACCAACUAAAUACAAGAGAAAAGACAAAAUUGAUUUUGUUGAUACUAAUAAUUGUACGAAUAAAAAUAGUAAUUUAAAUUCUUUUGACAUUAUUAAUAAUAAAAGUAGUGAAAAUAAUGAUAAAAUAUAUGAAAUAAAAAAAGAGAUUAAAAUAAAUAAAUAUAACUUUUCAAUAAAUAAAAUAGAUAUGAAUAUUUCUCCUUGCAGAGAUAAAAUAAUAAAAAAAGAGAAUUAUAAAAAUAAUCCUUUUAUGAGUAAGAAAAAAAUAAAAAAAAACGAAAUUACUAUUUUUAACAAGAAUGACUUACUUCAUAAAAAUAAAAAGAAUUUAAAACUUAUGAAUAAAAAGGAUGAAAAUUCUACAAAUAAAAAAUAUAUUAAUAUAAUUAAAAAAGAUGAUAUAAAUAUGAUAAAUAAAAGGAAUAAUGAGGAAAUUCAUAAAAAUUGUAUUGAAGAAUAUGAUAAUAAAGGAAUAAAUCAUAUAAUUAUAGAUGAAACUAAUGAAAAACCUAUCUGUGAAAAAAACAUUACAGAAAUUAAAGAUGUAAACGAAGAAAAUAUUGAGAAAAUAGUGCAAUGUACAAAUAAAAAUGAUAAUAACGAAGUUAAAAAUACCAAUGAAAAAAGUGAUAAUAAACCAAAUAAAAUGGGUGUAAAUAAAAAAAGAACUCAUUUAAAUAUUAUGAACGACAAUUCAAAUAAAAAGGAUGAUGAAAAUCAAUUUAUCUGUCCUAGAUGUGAAUAUUUUAAGGUAAAAAAAAAAAUAGGAUUUUGUUCCUAUUGUCCUAGAUUAGAUGGAUUUUUAAAUUGUUUUGAAGAUAAAGUAAAAAAAGAAUUAAUAUUUGUUCAUCCCAAAUGUUUAGAGUAUGUAAAUACUGCUUAUUCAAAAAAAAAUAAUAUUAAUGAGAUAAAAGCGGGAUGCAAUAAAAAAAUAUGUAGUUACUGCAGGAUAAGACAUGGAAUUGUUCUUACAUGUAGUAACACUGAUUGUGAUAUUUCUUUUCACAUAUCUUGUGGAAUUUUGCUUGGUUGUAAAAUGGAUAAUUUUUUCGGAAGAGUUGAUAUUUAUAAUCCAAAAAAAGCAUAUUGCUUUAAACAUACUUUUCAGUACUGUAAAAAAAAUAGCUUGUUAAAUUUUAUUAAUACAAAUAAAUUAUUUUUCUUCGAAAAUUUUUUACACUUUCCAUUUAACCAUUUGUAUAAUUUUCUACUGGGAACUUAUAUUUUUAAUUAUCUGAAUAAAAAAUAUACCAAUUUCUUAAUGAAGCCAAUUAAAAUAGACGAUUAUCUAUCAACUAAUAUUUUUGAAAAAACGCAAUCAAAUAUGAUUAAAAAGAAUACGAAUAUGGCUUCUAAUGAAUUAAAAAGAAGUUAUAAAUGUAACAAAUAUAAUUUAGAGAACAAAAGAAAAUUUUUCUUAAAAAAUAAUGUUGAAGACAAAAAAUAUACAGAUUAUUAUAAUAACCAAAUUGUUCAUAAGGAUUUAAAAUUAGUAGCUGGCGAAAACUCAAAAAAUCUAUUAGAUUCAUUAAAAAAUAUACCAUAUAAAAUUAAAAGUGAAAGUAAUAAUUCAAAUUACAUCCAUAAAGAAAUAGAUAAUUUUAUGUCUUCUGACAAAAUCAAUACGUUAAAUCAAGAAUCAGACUAUUCUAAGUACCCAUCAAUGAAUUCAAACCGCAAAAUUAAGGGGGAUCUUGUAUUCAUUGAUGAUAAUUUAACCGAAAGUGCCGUUUCUGUUUUAUCAGAGAAUGAAACAGAAGAACUGAAAUCUUUUCAAAAUGUUUCCUUUUUUAAUUGCAAAAGUAAUGCAUAUAUUAAUAAUAUAAUUCAGAAUAGUUUUAUGCAACUUAAGAAAAAAUUUGAAGAAAAUUAUAAUAAUGCAAUUAAUUCUGAAAGUUUAACUUGUAGCAAUUUUAAUAACCAUACUAACACAGAACUUGAUGAUAUAAAAAAUAAACAAAAUAUAAUGGUAGAUAAAAAAGACAAAUAUAGUUAUUUAGAAGAUAAGAGAAAAAUAUAUAUACUUCAUGAAGAUGACAGAGAUAUUUUAAAAAAUAAUUCAUUAAAAGAUUCUUAUACAUCCAUUAAAUAUAAUAAUAGUAACUUAAAAUUAGAGAGAAAAAAUAAAAAAAAAGAGAAGGAAAAAGAGAAAGAAAAAGAGAAAAAAAAUAAAAAUAAAAGUAUUGAUGAUUUAUAUGGUAAUGGAAAUGAUUUUAAUGCAGCUAAUGAAAAAAAAAUAAUACAAUUAAAUAACAACGUUGGUGAAACAGGUAAAGAAAAUCAAUUUGACGUCAUUAUAGAACAUAUUAAUGGUAUUAAUGAAUUAAUUAAGAAAGAUAAAAAUGAAAUAGAAAAGACAAAAAAAAUUAAAAACGAAAAUCUGAAAAUGAGUGAAAAUACAAAAGAAGAAAAAAAAGAUGUAAAAAAAAAUAACGAAAACAAAGAAGAUGAACAAAUAUAUUGUCCAAUAUGCAAAUGUUAUUAUGAAGAAUUAAGUGAUGGAUCACCAGCUGAUGGCUUAAACUGGAUUGGAUGUGAUAAAUGUGAAAAAUGGUAUCAUUGGAUUUGUUGUAAAUAUUCAAUUGAUAAUCCUCCUGAUAUAGAUAAUGAUUGGUAUUGUAAUAGUUGUUUAAAUAAUUGA
Molecule: messenger RNA, 10800 nt
Organism: Plasmodium gallinaceum
Lineage: Eukaryota; Apicomplexa; Aconoidasida; Haemosporida; Plasmodiidae
Product: conserved Plasmodium protein, unknown function
Exons: 1
Coding region: 1-10800 (3599 amino acids)
Source: RefSeq, a predicted model, not a curated record